Tremella mesenterica DSM 1558 is the source of this 1620-nucleotide messenger RNA. RefSeq lists its product as uncharacterized. NCBI's taxonomy places the organism in Eukaryota, Fungi, Basidiomycota, Tremellomycetes, Tremellales, Tremellaceae. The transcript is spliced from 10 exons. The coding region runs from base 1 to 1620 and encodes 539 amino acids. The record is from RefSeq and is a predicted model, not a curated record.
AUGAACAUCACCCUCGACGACCUCUCCCCGGUUAUCUCGUACGUCUCAGCGAGCAACGGCUGGAAGAGUCAACAAACCGAUUCAGGAUUAUCGUCAUAUUUUCAAAGCACAUUUCAUUCCACUACCACGGAUGGAGACUCAGCUUCGGUGACUUUUAACGGUACCGCAUGUUAUUUCUAUGCUAAAGUGGACGAUCAACCGGUUCAAUUGUUCUUGGGUUAUAGUGCCGAUAGAAUCUUUCAAACUCCUAUUUUCGUAGCUACUGGUUUGGCCGCUGAUAAGGAACAUACUGUGAUAUUGACCAAUUUACCAAGUCAAACUAGUCCUCCGGCCAAUGCGACUGUACAAUGGUUUUUAGAUAUCGAUUAUGUUAUCAUCACCACCGCUACAACCGACAAAGUCUUCACUAACAUAUUCGACGAUUCUCACCCUUCGUUCUCUUACGACAACACAUGGGUAGCUCAAACCAAUGUUGUCAAACCACCAUAUUACGAUCUCACAUCUCAUCUCAGUCCUGCUAGUCAAGCAAUUGCACAUUUCCAAUUCAACGGUUCUUCCGUCGGUCUUUACGGUGGGGUCAAUUUUAACCAUGGGAAUUACUCAGUAAGUUUGGAUGGUGGUCCUACUCAAUUAUACAAUGGAUCACAUUUCGAAUUAGUGGAUACUUUACUCUACCUUGCCACCUCCCUCUCUGAAGGGCCUCAUUCAUUAACAAUAACCAACGUAAUAUCAGGUUCUAACAACGCUUUGGAUAUAGAUUACGCUCUUGUCAAUUCCACAAUAGAUCCAACCAACCCAAACCCCAAUUUAAAUUCCACUAUCACCUCUGACACUUCUCUCAAUGGUGACGAUCAUCAUAAUCAUGCGGGUGCCAUAGCGGGAGGUAUAAUCGGUGGUUUAUCCUUAUUAGGAUUAAUUGGGAUAUUGAUAUGGUACAUAUUUCGACGAAAAAGGAUUGUGAAUAAAAUAGAUCUUACUACUUCUUCAAUUGAAUAUAAUGGAGAAGAAGUUAAACCUUUUCCAGUCCCAGUACGACAAAAUAUAUCUUAUUCAUCAAACCAUUCUACCAAUAUGUCCACCACUCAACUUUCAGGUAUCUCGAACAAUAUGUCCACCACUCAAAUCCCAGGUAUGUCAAACGAAAUGAUUACGGGAGUACCGAACGGUAUGAAUACAUCACAAGUACGUUCGAAUAAAUCAAAUAUGACAAGUUAUCUCAAUUCCAAUUCAAGUACGAAUAACGAUGAUGAAUCAAUCAUUGGGGGAAAUACAAGACAAACCAAUGAAAGACAAGUAGAAUUACAUUUAAAUAUUCCACCACCUCCAUUAUCAACAACGACAUCUUAUCUUCAUUCAAAUUCCAAUCCAAAUUCAAAUAGACAAUCUAUACAACAUCUUACUUCAUCUCGUCAAUCUUAUUUCCAAACUUCAACUUCAACAUCUUCCAUGACAGAUCCAGAUUCACCAAUACAAGCUCAAGUCAAAGGUGCAUUAACGGCCACUGUUCAGACUACACGUCCUGUUUAUCGGGAAGGUCUCAAUGUGGUAGAACAUGAGAGGAGGGAGAUGGAAGGAAUGGACUUACCACCUGAUUAUGCUCAAGUUGCCAGGAGAUCGUGA